GGGCCCUGCCCUCUUCCGAGAGCCCUGAAAACAAUUUUAAGAUGGCGGCGGCGGCGGCGCGGAAAACAAUGGGUUCGGGGCGGCGGGGACAGGCCGAGGCCUGAGGUGGGCAGCGAACGCCUGCCCCGGUUGGGCCGAGCGGGGCCGGAGCAAGACCCGCCGCCGCGCUCGAGCCCGCUGCACAGCUCUCGGGGUCAUGGCGUGGCCAUAAGGCGGCCGGGCCACGGGCGGGGAGCGGAGCCCACAGUGCCAGCCGGCCCCGAGAGGCCCGACUUGGGCCCGGCCCGUGCAGCCCGCGGCCCAUGGUGCUGCCCACCUGCCCCAUGGCGGAGUUUGCGCUGCCGCGGCACAGCGCGGUCAUGGAGCGCCUCCGCCGGCGCAUCGAGCUGUGUCGGCGCCACCACAGCACCUGCGAGGCCCGCUACGAGGCCGUGUCGCCCGAGCGUCUGGAGCUCGAACGCCAGCACACCUUCGCCCUACACCAGCGCUGCAUCCAGGCCAAGGCCAAACGCGCCGGCAAGCACCGGCAGCCGCCUGCCCCGGCCCCGGCCCCGGCGCCUGCCCCGGCCCCCCGCCUCGACGUCACUGACGGUCCGGAGCACGGCCGCCCUGUCGCGCAUCUCCAUGAUACAGUGAAGAGGAAUCUUGAUAGUGCCACGUCCCCUCAGAAUGGUGAUCAACAGAAUGGCUAUGGAGACCUCUUUCCUGGGCAUAAGAAGACCCGCCGGGAGGCCCCUCUGGGAGUAGCUGUGUCUUCCAAUGGCCUGCCUCCUGCCUCCCCCCUUGGUCAGCCUGACAAGCCUGGCACAGAUGCCCUGCAAGCCAGCGGAAAGCACUCACUGGGGCUGGACUCUAUUAGCAAGAAGUGUCUGGCAGACUCAAGCCUCCACCCAAAUGGAGGCAACAACCCUGGUGAGUCAUUUCCCCUGAGCCGGAAUAAAGAACUGAAGCAGGAGCCGGUGGAUGACCUGCCUUGCAUGAUCCCAGGGGCUGGAGGCUCCAUAUCUCAAAGCAACCUCAUGCCUGACCUCAACCUUAACGAGCAGGAGUGGAAAGAGCUCAUCGAGGAGCUGAACAGGUCAGUGCCCGAUGAAGACAUGAAGGAUCUCUUUAAUGAGGACUUUGAAGAGAAGAAGGAUCCAGAGUCUUCUGGUUCUGCUACACAGACCCCUUUGGCACAGGACAUUAAUAUUAAGACAGAAUUCUCUCCAGCAGCCUUUGAACAAGAACAGUUAGGCUCUCCACAAGUGAGGGCUGGGUCUGCAGGACAGACCUUUAUGGGGCCUUCAUCUGGCCCUGUGAGCACAGAUUCAGCCAGCCUAGGGGGCUCUCAGCCUCUGUUCCACGCCUCUGGUCAGCCUGGGGUGGACAGUCCCAGUCCUAACCUGAUGCCGGCAUCAGCUCAGGCCCAGAAUGCACAAAGAGCCCUCUCCAGUGUGGUGUUGCCUAGCCAGGGCCCUGCCGGGGGCUCAGAACUGUCCUCUGCCCACCAGCUCCAGCAGAUCGCUGCCAAGCAGAAGCGCGAGCAGAUGCUCCAGAAUCCACAGCAGACUGCCCCAGCACCAGGUCCAGGCCAGAUGUCCACAUGGCAGCAGACAGGCCCCUCCCACAGCCCUUUAAAUGUCCCUUAUCCCAUGGAGAAGCCUGCCAGCCCUCCCAGUUACAAACAAGACUUCAGCAAUUCCAAAUUGCUCAUGAUGCCCAGUGUGAACAAGAGCUCCCCUCGGCCCGGAGGCCCCUACCUCCAGCCCAGCCAUGUGAACCUUCUGAGUCACCAGCCACCGAGUAACUUGGGUCAGAAUGCUGUGGCUAGCCAAGGGUCAGUGCUAGACUACGGCAAUACCAAACCCCUUUCUCACUACAAAGCCGACUGUGGGCAAGGCAGUCCUGGGGCUGGUCAGAGCAAGCCGGCCCUGAUGGCUUAUCUUCCCCAGCAGCUGCCUCAUCUGAACAAUGAGCAGAACUCCUUAUUUCUGAUGAAACCAAAGCCAGGAAAUAUGCCCUUCCGAUCACUGGUUCCACCUAGCCAGGAGCAGAAUCCUCCCAACGUCCCUGUACCAACCCAGGCCGCCAGUGUGGGGACUCAGCCGCCUGCUGUGUCCGUGGCCAGCACUCACAGCAGCACCCCCUAUCUCAGUAACCAGCAGCAGGCAGCUGUAAUGAAGCAGCAUCAGUUGCUCUUGGACCAACAGAAACAGAGGGAACAGCAACAAAAGCAUUUGCAGCAACAGCAGUUUUUGCAAAGGCAGCAGCACCUUCUGGCAGAACAGGAGAAACAGCAGUUUCAGCGCCAUCUGACCCGCCCACCACCCCAGUAUCAGGACCCAACACAGAGCACCUUCCCACAACAGGUUGGACAAUUCACAGGGUCCUCUGCUGCCUUGCCUGGCCUGAACAACUUGGGUCCAUCUAACUCCAACUGUCCUCGAGUGUUCCCUCAGGCUGGGAAUCUGAUGCCAAUGGGCCCUGGACACACUUCAGUUUCCUCUCUCCCCUCCAACUCAGGCCAGCAGGACCGAGGUGUGGCACAGUUCACUGGCUCCCAGAGCAUGCCCCAGAGCAGCCUCUAUGGCAUGGCUUCUGGCAUAACCCAGAUAGUCACCCAGCCACCGCCACAGGCCACCAACGGACAUGCCCACAUUCCACGGCAGACCAGCGUCGGCCAGAACACCUCGGUUUCAGCUGCCUAUGGUCAGAACUCUCUGGGAAACUCUGGUCUCUCCCAACAGCACAAUAAGGGGACCCUGAACUCCGGUUUAACCAAGCCACAGGUCCCCAGGGUGUCAGCAACCAUGGGAGGCCAGAAUUCCUCAUGGCAACAUCAGGGGAUGCCGAACCUGAGUAGCCAGACCCCAGGGAACAACACUGUAAGCCCCUUCACUGCAGCGUCCAGUUUCCACAUGCAGCAGGCCCACCUGAAAAUGUCCAGCCCGCAGUUCUCCCAGGCGAUGCCCAGCAGACCCAUGGCCCCCAUGAGCUCAGCAGCUGCAGCAGGGUCCAUGCUGCCCCCGGUGAGCACACAGCAGAGGACCAGUGCCCCUGCCCCAGCACCUCCCCAGGGAGCCCCACAGCAGGGCUUGCCGGGCCUGAGCUCAGCCGGGCCUGAGCUGGGGGCCUUCAACCAGAGCCCUGCCCCAGCGAUGGGCGGCCGGGCAGGGCUGCACUGCGCCCAGGCCUACCCUGUGCGGACUGCAGGCCAGGAGCUGCCCUUUGCCUACAGCGGGCAGCCAAGUGGCAGCGGGUUGGCCAGUAUGGCUGGAGAUGCUGACUUGAUCGACUCCUUGCUGAAGAACAGGACUUCGGAGGAGUGGAUGAAUGAUUUGGACGACCUUUUAGGGCCUCAGUAACAGGAGGAUGUGUGGUGUUUUCAGUGUUCAUAUAUCCUAUACUUUUGUUCUCAGAUUCAAGAAAGAGCAACUACUUUGGACCAAAAGCCCACCGCCCGAGGAGCUGGGUGGGUAGAGCUAAAGUCGGGGGCCAAGGCCUGGCCCUCGCAGGAUCUGUGGGGCCUGGGGCUCCCAGCCAGCAGUUGUGGUCUGUCAGGCUGGCCCCACCCCUCUGCUGGCAUCGUUACCUGGUGUUGGGAUAACAGGACAGGGUCCUAUAGGUGGUUUUCUAUCCAAAUGACCAAAACCAACAGUGAAGCCCCACGAUGUCAGGCUUAUAAAAAUCUGUGCCAUCGUGUUGACCUAAUCCAAGAUUUCUCCACUUGCCCCAGGGUUGGGGACAAAUUUUUGUUCAAACUUUAUAGCAGAACCAUUCGCAAUUUGUAGCAUAGAAAAGUUUUUUUUUUUUUUAAUUUUUAAGAUUUUAAAACAGAUUAGAAUAGGUGAUGGUUUAAAUUGAUUAUGUGGCAUUGGAAACCUGGGGUUUUUUUGAUUAAGAGCCUUUUUUAUUCCUGUUCUUUGUCAGCUUUCAGGGGAAGGGGAGGCUCACUGGAAAAUCAUUUCCAUUAAGUGCAGGCUCUAAUUGCAUGUGCCAAAAAGAAACAGGAUGCCGUGAAACAGCAGAGCUAGUGACACAGAUGUGGUCUGUCCCUCAGCUCCUCCUCCCAGAAUGCUGUUCUCCCAGGUUGGCAUUUAGGAGGACCUAGGCCGCGGAAUCCUCCUCCUACACCUUGGUAGCCAGACCCCAGGCAAUCCCCAGGCUAAAUGCUGAAAUGGAAUAAUUGGGGUUCCUGUGUCUUUUGUUGUAACUUCCUACCUUUUGCAGUUUCCCCAAAAACUCAUGUUUAACCUGUUAGGAAAGUGAUCAUUAUUGAGUUAUGCACAGAUGUCUUUCCUUCAUUCACACUGUCUUUAGUUCCCAUCUGCCUUCCCUUCUUUUUCUCUCUGGCCCAAAUGGAAAACCUCCUUAAGGCACUGAUCUACUAGAUUUAGGGGAAGAGAAUGAGUUGUUAGAAUUCCCUAGGGAAUCCUAGCAUUGUAAGGAGGGGGAGGUAUCCCCUCCCCGCAACGCAAAGGUUUGGGGGAAGGAGAAAAAGAAGCUUGCCCUGUUUGGCAGGGAGUGGGCGGGCCCGGCCAGAGGAAGGAGUGCCACUUUGUUUUACUACUUCUGCCACUCCCUCAUCAGAUGACUUGCACUUUUUAAAGAGAAUUGCUUUAUAACACUAAUACAUCCUUUCUAAAGAUUCUAGUGGAUUUCUCUUUUAUAAGUCUACAAAGUAAUGGACUUGACUAAGCUAAGAGUCCACAAAACAGUAUUACCUGUGACUGUGGAAAACAAAUAGAGAGCACUUCAACUUAUGGAAAGCGCAGGGUGAGACCCUUUUAAACAGUGUUGGAGAAAAAAUAGUACACUGAAAAGAGUGGCUUGUGUGCAGAGUGGUCUAUGGAGAAACCACAUCCCCAUUUUUGUUUCCCUGGAGCCUCAGAAAGAGUAAUUCAAGGAGUAUCGUAUGUAAGGAGUUGAGCCAAGGAAAAUAGUCACACAACCAGUUUGAGUGGCUUUGAGGGGAUGAAGGGUUGUACAUACAUUGGUAAUUAUUUUGCACCAGCAGUGCCUUUCAUGGGGGUACGUGGACCCUCAGAUCCUCUUCUCUAAUAGCCAUUUGGCACCAUGGAUGGUGUUUGGGCCAUUUCCCCUUUAAACACUUCCUUGCCUUCCCCAGAUGCUGAAUUUAGCUCUCAAAGAAGGGAAUGAAUCAUAAAGCCAGUGAAGACUCCACCCUCUGAGUGAGUUCCCCAAUCUAAAGGGGAAGAGGGUGACUUCAGCGGGUUUUCUACCAAAAAUAGCGGGCUGAAGGCUGGUGGUGGGUCCUUGUUCCUCUCCUGAUCUCUCUCUGGCUGCUGCUCACCUCUGUCCCCCGGCAGGCGCUCACGCCUCUGCCUCCCCCUUCUGGGGAGGGCUGCCUCUGCCUUAGCCCUAGGGCUGCCUAGACAGACAGCAGGCUUCUCACUUGCUUCAGUGUCAGAGCAAUAAAAUGUGAUGCUUAGGGUCUCCCCAGGGAGCUGCCCAUGGCUUUUAUUUAUGAAUCUGGUUUUUGGGUAGUCAGGGAAGGAGACAACUCCACUUCAGUGCAAAUCCCCAUCUUCCAGGAGCCAUGACUCAAAAGAAAAGGGUGCUCGGACUUUUGUUAUACACAUUUGCUUUGUGUAAAUAAAUGUUUACAAUUUUUUAUUAAAGAUGGAAUAAGUGUUA
Messenger RNA from Sus scrofa (pig), 5640 nucleotides. RefSeq names its product mastermind like transcriptional coactivator 1 (gene MAML1). Gene Ontology annotation, cellular component: nucleoplasm; nuclear speck. NCBI's taxonomy places the organism in Eukaryota, Metazoa, Chordata, Mammalia, Artiodactyla, Suidae. Gene Ontology annotation, biological process: Notch signaling pathway; positive regulation of transcription of Notch receptor target. Gene Ontology annotation, molecular function: transcription coactivator activity. The record is from RefSeq and is a predicted model, not a curated record.